This is a messenger RNA of Lates calcarifer (barramundi perch), 4345 nucleotides long. It is a transcript of the gene itga6a, whose product is annotated as integrin, alpha 6a. Gene Ontology annotation, cellular component: integrin complex; external side of plasma membrane. Gene Ontology annotation, molecular function: integrin binding. Bases 355 to 3609 code for a protein of 1084 amino acids. The record is from RefSeq and is a predicted model, not a curated record. The transcript has 26 exons. NCBI's taxonomy places the organism in Eukaryota, Metazoa, Chordata, Actinopteri, Centropomidae. Gene Ontology annotation, biological process: cell-cell adhesion; cell adhesion mediated by integrin; cell-matrix adhesion.
UCUGCAGUGAUACAAACUGAAGUUGCAGACUUCUAGCCCUUCAGUGACCUACAGCAGCUUGUCUCCUUGUCCAUCUGAAUCUAGGAGGUUUACAGUAUUUGUCCAGCUGACUGAUGCACCUGCACUCGAUGUUUAUCUGCUUCCACUCAACUAAACAGCAGGAAGAGGUCUCCUGUAGCGGUGAAGUUGGUCCCGGUGACCGAAGGGGGCGCUGUGGAGCUGGAAGCCGAGAGCCGGGUGAGGACACACACAGCAGCAGCUCCCAGUCAAACUGCACCGGGCUGAGCGGUGAGGAGCGGCGGGGUCAGCGGCUCUUAACUUCGGACUACCGGACGCACCUGGGACCGCGCUGCGAUGCUGCUUCAGGGAGGACACUCUGCUGCCCGUGCUGCACUUUUGCUUCACUUUUAUCUUCUGGAGCCAACUUUGGUGCUCGCCUUCAACCUUGACACCAGGCAUGUUCUCAGGAAAGACGGAGAGCCAGGGAGUCUGUUCGGGUUUUCUCUCGCCAUGCACCGGCAACUCAACCCGGAUAAAAGAAUGCUGUUGAUCGGCGCUCCCAGAGCCAGAGCUUUAGGAAAACAGACAGCCAACAUCACAGGAGGGCUUUAUAAAUGUGAAAUCUCUCAGUCCAGUGAUUGUGAGCGCGUUGACUUUGAUACUGAAGAGGACAUACGUGUUGAGAACAAGGAGAAUCAGUGGAUGGGAGUGACGGUUCAGAGCCAGGGACCUGGGGGAAAGAUUGUGACUUGUGCUCAUCGCUAUCAGAGGCGCAUGUUUGUGAACACCCCCCAGGAGUCCCGAGAUAUCACCGGGCGCUGCUAUGUCCUGAGUCAGGACCUUACCAUCGACCCGACCUCUGAUGAGGACGGAGGUAACUGGAACUUCUGUGACGGAAGAGCCAGAAGCCAUGAGAUGUUUGGAUCAUGCCAGCAGGGUUUGGCUGCCACCUUCACCAAGGACUACCAUUAUGUGGUGUUUGGAGCACCAGGAGCUUACAACUGGAAAGGUAUUGUGCGAGUUGAGCAAAAGAACAACACUUUGCUGGAGAUGGGAGUGUAUGACGAUGGCCCCUAUGAGGUUGGAGAUGAACAUCUCUUGAACCCCGAGCUGGUGCCUGUAUCUGCCAACAGUUAUCUCGGUUUCUCCCUUGAUUCUGGACACAGCAUCACCAGGGGUCGUGGCCUGACAGUGGUGGCUGGAGCACCCAGAGCCAACCACAGUGGAGCUGUGGUCCUGUUGAGGAAACAGAGCGAAACCUCCAGCAGACUCUCUGUGGAGCACAUGCUGCGUGGGCCAGGGCUUGGAUCGUCCUUUGGAUACGAUGUGGCUGUAGUUGACCUGAAUGGUGAUGGAUGGCAGGACAUAGUCGUAGGAGCCCCUCAGUUCUACAUGAAGGACAGAGACGUAGGAGGGGCUGUUUAUGUCUACAUCAACAAGGCAGGAAGGUGGGAAAAGAUCACUCCUAUCCGUCUGAAUGGGACCAAAGACUCGAUGUUUGGACUGGCAGUGGAGAACAUUGGAGACAUCAAUCAAGACUCAUAUGAAGACAUCGCCAUCGGAGCUCCUUACGAUGACAGCGGGGCAGGAAAAGUCUACAUUUAUCACGGCUCUGCACAAGGAAUCAACACCAGCCCUGCACAGGUUCUUUCAGGAAAAGAGCACAACCUUCGAUUAUUUGGUUACUCCCUGGCAGGAAACAUGGACCUGGAUGGCAACACUUAUCCAGACCUGGCUGUAGGCUCUCUGUCGGACACAGCUCUAAUUUACAGGGCAAGGCCAAUCAUUAGCAUCAGGAGAGAUGUCAAAAUAUCUCCACAGGAAAUUGACCUUACAGUCAAAACCUGUGGUAACAGCAUUUGCUUCACCGUGGAUGCAUGCUUCAGCUACAGAGCAAACCCUGCAUCUUACAGCCCCAGACUAACUAUCAGAUAUUCUGUCGAGGCAGAUGGAGUUCGCAGGAAACAGGGGCUGCCCUCCAGAGCAAUGUUCCUGAACAAAUCCAGGUCUGACACAGACUACCAGUUUAAUGGCACCUUAGACCUCCGUGGCCAAAACCAGGAAACAUGCAUCAAGAUAAAAGCCAAACUUAAGGACAAUAUUAAGGACAAGAUGCGCAGCAUUCCUGUUCAAGUUUCUGCAGAAAUCUUGGGCACAAAGCGGCAGAAGACCAUUAACGGCCUCCCUCAGCUUACGCCUAUAUUAGACUCCUCUCAACCGAGCAAAGAAGUCAUUGAGGUCAAUUUUGUAAAAGAGGGAUGUGGAAGGGAUCAUAUUUGUCGGAGUAACCUGAAGAUGGAGUACAAAUUAUACUACAGACAAAACAACAUACACUCCCCACUAGCCAUCAAGAACAACAUCCCCGUGUUUCAUUGGAAUUACGAGAGGAAGGACUUGGUUCUGAGGGUGAUGGUGAGCAACAUGAAUGGAGACGAUGCUUAUGAGGCAAAGCUGGUGGGGACGUUCUCAGAUGUGCUGUCUUAUUCUGGAUACCGCACAAAUCAAACAAUGCCCAUCUGUACAGCCAAUCAGAACGGCUCCCAAGCAGACUGCGACCUGGGAAAUCCUUUCAAGAGAGACUCCAAGAUUACAUUUGACAUCAUCCUGAGCACUGUGGGUAUGACUCUCGACACAAUGGAGAUUGACAUUGACCUGCAGCUCCAAACGACCAGUGUGCAGAAAAAUAUCGCCUCUCUGAAAGUAAAGGCUCAAGUGAUCAUUGAGUUGCCGUUGUCAGUCACCGGGAAAGCCAGUCCCAAUCAGGUUUCUUUUGGAGGUGUUGUGAAAGGAGAGAGUGCCAUGAAGACAGAGGAAGAGAUUGGAAGCUUGAUUAACUAUACAUUCACAAUAAACAACCAGUGGACAUCCUCUGUUAAAGCCUCGCUGCACAUUCAUUGGCCCAAAUUCAACAAAGACGGGAAAUGGCUUUUGUACCUGGUGAAGAUCACUGCUGCAGGACGGGAGGAUGUCCACUGCUCUCCUAAGUCUGAGAUCAACUCUCUCAAACACAUUCAGGAGUCCACUGUGUCCCGGACAAAACGGGAAAUUGAGAGAAGAGAAAGAAAAACUGUUGGAAAAACAUCUUCUCUGUCAAACAGAAAUAAAGUUUUGACGUGUGAGAAUGAGAUCAAAUGUGUGGUGCUUAAGUGCCCCCUGCAGGGCCUUGAUGGUACAACAAUUGAGCUGAGGUCUCGUCUGUGGAACUCAACCUUUAUUGAGGAUUAUGCCUCUGUUUCGACCCUGCACAUAAUUGUGAAGGCCACACUCGUGCUUAACGCUGCAGCUGAAAAUAUGAUCCUGACGACUCCUGACACCGAGGUUACAGUGGUAGUGUCCCCAGAAAGCACAGUAGCACAGUACGGAGGGGUUCCCUGGUGGAUCAUACUGGUGGCCGUUCUCGCAGGCAUCCUGAUUCUGGCUUUACUGGUGUAUCUGCUCUGGAAGUGUGGAUUCUUCAAACGCUCCAAACAAGACAGCAGCGUCCCUCGUUACCACGCCGUGCGGAUAAGAAAGGAAACCCCCGAGUAUAAAGAUGGAAAAGUCAAGCUGGAUCCUUUUGAAAAAAAGCAGUGGAUGACAACUUGGAUUGACAAUGAAAGUUACUCAUGACUCAUUUUUCUGCUCGAAUGAUUUUUACAGCUGGGGAUAACCUGUUUUUCUUAAGUAGUGUCGAAGCACAAAUACACUGAAUGUUGUUUGUUGUUCCUUUGCUGAAUGCGAUGCUCGAUGAUUUCACUGAAUUAGUUGGAUUCAUGUCUUUGAAUUGUUACACUGUGCAGAUGAUGACUUUUGUUUGUAAGUUUUUGUACAUAUUUAAAUACUUACGCACACUGUAUAUUUAUUUUUUGAUAAAAAAAAAAUCAUUCAGCCAAAGAGUUUUUCAGUCUUAUGUCUAAAAGGGCAAAGUUUACUACUGUUUUUAUGACAAUGUACUGUUUUAAAGUCUAUGCAAGGAAGGUACAGCUAGCUCAGUGUAUUAUGAAUGUAAUCAGUAUACAUUUUUAGUUGAUCUUUAUGCCUCUGGUUUCAGUACUUUGCAACAAAAGUGCUUCUGUCCUCUUUGGAAUGACUUUUAGGCAUUAUCAUGUCACAGCACAAAUGACCACAACUGACUUUAAACUCAAGUGGAGGUUGUUUUUCCACUUCUGUUUUGAUUUAUUCGUCACCUUUUCUCACUAAUGUGGCAUUCAGGUAGCACCCACUGUACUGUAGGUCAUCACUGAAGUAAGAAGAACUGUUUUUGUUCCAUGGGAGGAAAACAAAAAGGGAAGAAACGUAUGUUUCAUAGAUUUAAUUCAAAAUCAGUGUCUUACUUGUCAUGUGUAAUAAAAUGCUUAAGAAAUAA